Anopheles coustani is the source of this 1200-nucleotide messenger RNA. RefSeq names its product cytochrome c oxidase assembly factor 7 homolog (gene Coa7). The coding region runs from base 110 to 916 and encodes 268 amino acids. The transcript has 2 exons. Lineage: Eukaryota; Metazoa; Arthropoda; Insecta; Diptera; Culicidae. Gene Ontology annotation, cellular component: mitochondrial intermembrane space. The record is from RefSeq and is a predicted model, not a curated record. Gene Ontology annotation, molecular function: protein binding.
UGAAGUUGCGAAGUUUCGUAGCGAAAUCUCGCUGGUUUGAUACAUUUUUUUUCACGAAAAGUACAACACCUUACCGUAGUGUCCGAGUCGAACGAUCGACAGUGCCGUGAUGUCUUCGUUUGAUUUAAAGAAUGAGUCGGAAGUAAAGGAAUACAUUGAAAAGCUGGGCGUGGAAUACCGGUUUGGUUGCUACUCGGAGAAAAAACCGGAAGUUUGUCACCUGCUUGGCGAUUACCUGGAGGGCAUCCGGAAAGAUUUUGAGAAGGCGGCCAAAGUGUACCGAUCGAACUGCGACGACUACAACUACGGCAAGAGCUGCCUGAAGUAUGGCAACUACAGCUUCCUCGGCAAGGGCCGCGCCUCCGACAAGGGCGAUCCGGCAAAGGCUUAUAGCUACUACGAGAAGGGCUGCACACUGAACGAUCCGGACGCCUGCCUGCACAGCGGUCUGCUGCUGGUGUCGAAGGUAAUGCCGAAAGAGAUCACCCGCGACGUACCGAAGGGAUUCGAGCUGCUAAAGAAAAGCUGCGAGAUGAACAACUCGGGCGCCUGUUUCUACCUGUCCGGUAUGUACAUUUCCGGCGUGCUCAAGGACGAGUACAGCCAGGCGAAGAAGGACGCGCAGACGGGUGAGCAAACGGCGGCCGGACACAAAUCGUCCAUCGAACCGACACGACCUCCGGGUGCGUACGUGGUGGAACGCGACAUGGAGAAAGCGUUCGGUUUUGCGUACAAGGCUUGCGAACUGCGGAACAUGUACGCCUGUGCCAACCUCAGCCAGAUGUACGCGAAAGGUGACGGAACGCCACGCGACGAAAAGAAGGCUGAAAUUUACAAAAAGAUGGCCCUGGAGAUGCAGGACGAGGUAAAAAAGCAGCAGCAACUGACAUUCCAACAAGGGCUGAACCCGACGUAGAUCAACGAGACGGACACCAGUCGAAUCGGUAGCAAGCGAAAAGGGACGCAGCUGAGAGGAAAUGAGUGUAGUAGAAGGAUUGCGUUUGUUAUCUUGCACGAGAAUUUCCCUUCGUCAGCGAGGGAAACCGUAGCAAAGCCACUUAUAGUGUUUGGUUAAUUUUUAGUAUUUUUCUUUGCCGUGUGAAAGCGUGUGUGUGCGUGUGUGCUCCGUGGACUGAUUGAUCCAGUCUAUGUAGGUUGAAUGCAGAUAAUAAAUGUUGUUUCAGUUAGGAAGAAAAAGCA